GACAGUGCUCCUUUUGAUUGAUUCGCUCAGUAGCACACACACACUCCAAAAAUCCCAUCAGGACACUGAGACUAUCAGUAGGAACCAGGACAGACACCACCACAUUAACUGGAUGACCAUCGGCUGCUUUCUAGCUUCCUGAACAGAUCCAUCCUGGCUGCAGCUUCCAGCCUCAUGGGUGACGGGGAGCUCGGAGUCGGACCGGUUACAAGCCUCCACGCAGCGGCAGCAUCAUGAGCGGCAGGAGGAGGAGAGGGGACGAGUAAAGGACCGGGGGGAGGGAGGUAAACAAGAAACAGAAGAAAUGGCAUCACUGAGAAGCAGGAUGCUACAAACUUUCACCUAGAGGAGGAACCAUGAGGCUGUGAAUCCCUCCUCUGUCCUCCCACACGCUUCCUCUGCUCCAUCGCCAUGCCUCCGAGGACCCCCCCUCCACGUGCCAUUGCCCACCUCUGGAUGCUGCUGUGGCCGCUGCUCUCCGUGCUGGUGCUGACCCGAGGCUCCACGGUGGCGACAGGGGACUCGGCCAGCACCACGUCCACACCAUUAGUGGAGGAAUGGCCAGGCACGCCGAUCCAACUGCAGCCGGACUUGCAGACAGAAGCCCAGACUCCAACAGACGCACAGACGGAGGCAGAGACGGAGACGGAGACUCUCCCAACGACCAGAAAUUACACAGGUCUGGCCUGCGUCUCCGUCUUACCGCCCCGUCGCGGCUCCUUCUACGUGGAGAGCGGCACGGGCACAUCAGUGGGCAGCGUGCUGGCCUUCUGGUGCCGGGAGGGAUACCAGCUGGUUGGUAGCGACAAGAUCUACUGCAACAUCAGGAACGGCAAGCCGCUGUGGAGCAACUACCUGCCUGUCUGCGAAGCAAUCCCCCGGCCGGAGGACCGUGGCUUGAGAGUGGCCGUGCUGGCGUCGGUGGUGAGCGGCAUCGUCAUCCUCGCCAUGUCCCUGUCUUUCCUCGUCUGCUGUCUACAGGAGCGAUCAGGACGGGAUCGGGCGAAGAAGGAGGGACGGAGCAGGCGCAGAGAGAAGCGCUCGGCCCGCCGCAGCGAGUGUUGGCUGGAGCGCGAAGAGGGCGACUGGGAGUCUUUUCCUCCUCCCAAGAUCUUCCACCUCUCCCAGAGGAUGAACCCUCGUCUGGCACCCGACAGCCCCCUCUAUCUGACGGGAGGCCUCGGUGGAUAUGAAAACAGAGGAUACCAGAGGAGUCAGGAGAGUUUGCUGAAGGCCUCCCUGCCCGGACUCUACCGCUCCGAGUCCCAGCUGUACCCGCACGUUGUCCUGCAGAGAGUCCCGACCCCGACAGCGCCCCCCGCCCCGUCGGCCCCCCUCUACCUCCACCUGCCCCCCUCCACCUCUUCGGCCGCCUCCUCGCCGGGCCACCUAGCCGGUCACGGGGCGCCUCACGUCAUGUCGCAGUACCCCACCCCCACGUACCCGCCCAACCCCAACACGGCCGUGCCCGCUUACCAACUCCCCACGCCGGCGCCCAUUUACCCCAACCCUAACCCAACACCACAGCGACCGUGGCAGUAGUGAGGAUGUUCCCUUUCCUCUUGGAGGGGCCCCGUGCUGUUCCUGCUGAGGACAUAGAUGGAACACGCACAACAAAAACAGCAUGGCCACAUUUUGAAAGCACUCUGUUUGAAGCAGGCGCCGAAAGUGUAGAAAUGGACGUGCAGCCCGUGUUCCUACUUUAACUGCAUGCUCGCUGAAUGCCUCCUGCUGGUUGGACUCAACAGGAAGUGAACACUUAGGAGUUCUAGUCUUUAGUUUCUGCAGAAGUAACACACAUUUUACACGAGGUGCUCUUCAGAGACAGAACCAAAAAGAGCCACAUUCACUACAGAAUAACGGAUGAAAGACAAUUUGUAAAAGCCUCUUAUAUUUAUUAUACAGCAUAAUCAGACCCCUUUUACAAGUGCUAGGGUCCAGUUUAAACUAAACUAUAUAUAUAUAUAUAUAUAUAUAUAUAUAUAUAUAUAUAUAUAUAUAUAUAUAUAUAUAUAUAUAUAUAUAUAUAUAUAUAUAUAUAUAUAUAUAUUUUUUUUUUUUUUUUUUUGUGUUAAUAGUUAUUUUCACUUUCAUCCCCACUCAUUAAAAUGCUGCUGUUGAUUCAUUAAUACUGUGGGCACUUUUGAAUUGAGCUUCCUCUAUUUCCUCUGCCUGUGCUGCCACGGCAUCUUGCGUCACAGACAUGCCAUUAUUGAUAUCGCAUUAUGUUUGAUCAUUGGCAGCUCUACUGGUAAAACCUUACUGUCAUUAGGGCCUUAGGCAGGUUUUAGACGAGAGCAUAUGUGGAAAUCCAGACCUAUCAGAUGCUGCUUUUUCUUUAAUGCACUGGUAAAGAAAAUGUACUUAAAACUUAAAUAUUUAUCGUCUCAAAUGAUAUUGAUGCAUUUAAACUGUACGAGUUUGCACACUACUCUGUGAGCAUUUGUUUUUUAUUAGAAGUAACAGAGUAGGAACAUUUACAGAUGAGCUGGGGGUUGGUGAACUCUUUUAAAGCAGAACAACCCUGGCUAUUUCUUUUCAAAUCUAAUACCCAAUAAGGAGACUGCCGUGAAAUACAAAUAAAAAAAUAAUGUGUUUA
This is a messenger RNA of Betta splendens (Siamese fighting fish), 2599 nucleotides long. RefSeq lists its product as uncharacterized. NCBI's taxonomy places the organism in Eukaryota, Metazoa, Chordata, Actinopteri, Anabantiformes, Osphronemidae. Bases 412 to 1542 code for a protein of 376 amino acids. The record is from RefSeq and is a predicted model, not a curated record. The transcript is spliced from 7 exons. Gene Ontology annotation, cellular component: plasma membrane.